UUCAGAGCCGCCUGCCCAGGAUGACCGGAGCCACCGCCCCGCGGCGCCCGCGCCUCGCCACGGCCUCCCGGGCGCUCUGACCGCGCGCGCUCCCGGCUCCCGGCCCCGGCCCCCGUCCCCGGCCCGCCAUGCCGCCGCCCGGGCCCGCCGCCGCCCUGCUGCUGCUGCUCCUGCUGGCCUCCGAGUCCGCGCACACCGUGAUGCUGCGGGCGCGCGAGGCGGCGCAGUUCCUGCGACCCAGGCAGCGCCGCGCCUACCAAGUCUUCGAGGAGGCCAAGCAGGGCCACCUGGAGAGGGAGUGCAUCGAGGAGCUGUGCAGCCAGGAGGAGGCCCGGGAGGUGUUCGAGAACGACCCCGAGACGGUGAGCGCGGGGCCUGGGGCGCGGGGAGGCGUGCGCGCGGCGCCGGGCGCUCCGCAGCGGGGCGGGACCGCGGUGCGGCGCGCGGGCAGCCGGGUCCCCGCGGCGCUGUCCCUGCGGCGCCGCAUUAUGGGGACGCCCGUCAGCGCGCGCGCGGGGCCCCUGGGUCCCUGAGCUCCUCAGACUUCCCUUCCCAGAGUCCGCGCCAGUCCCUGGUGUGGGGACCGCGCUGCAGGUCACAUCCAGGACCCGCACUACGGAGACGUCGCGUUGAGGGCGGUGGCAGGGAGGGUCGUAGGUCCCGGAGCCCGGGUGCAUCCUCGGGGCUCCCCCACGCCUUCUGAGCCCGGGUUCUCCUAGUGACCAGGAGCGCUGUGAGCCGGGGGCAGAGGCGGACGUUGAAUGGGGUCCUCUUGGUCCCGCCGGCGCCGCGGGUCUCGGGAGGCGGCGCUUCAAGGAAACACGCAGCACAGGACGCCCUACCCCCCAAAUGAAACGGAGGGGCCUUUAAACUGUACGCGAAACGCAAUGGUCGAAAACCCAGCUUCCUCCCUCCCCUCCCCCGCGGCUGGAUCAGAGGUGAGGGGUGCGCUGCCCCCGCUCCCUGGUCCAGUCUGGAGCAGCUGGAAGGCGUGAGAGCUGGAUCGCGGUCUGAGCGCAGGAGGAGCGCCCCAAGGUGUCCGUGGGGCGGGCGGGGACGUCGGGGCGACAGCAGGGAAGGCCGGCGCCCUUCUGGGAGCGGCUGGCGCAGGACACGCUUCUGUCAAUAAUGUCCUUGGAGAAUGUGGCGCGCGGCCCAGGUGUGGACCCGGCGUCCGCGGGGGAGCUGUGCAUCUUGAGGGAGGGGAGAGCGUCUUAAGGACAUCCGCGGUGGGUGGGACCUGUGGGACCCUGCAUGUGUGUCUGUCCCAGGGCAAAUGACUCUGGGAAACAGGCGUGACAGAAAUGGGGUGGACUUCGGCUGGGUCUCUCUGUACCUUGAGGUUAGGGUGAUUUCACAGCUGUUUCUGGUUGUACCAGAGUUUUUCUUUUAAAGAAUUGUUUUAGGAUGAAAUACGUUUCCAUGCAGUGAGCAAAGUCCUGUGUGGCCCACAUAGGCUUUUCCUGUGGCUGUGUUUCUGGUCGGCUGACCUGGCAAUGCUUUUAGGGCCCCUCUCCGAAGCAAGCUCUGGAGCGCUGGCCGCUGCCGUGUGUCCUUGGCGCAGCUGCGGCUGCCGUGGUUGGGCUGUGACCGGGUCCUCCCCGGUCACAGUGAAACACAGUUCUGUCUUGCUGUGCUGAGCAGCUUCCUGGGCCUCUCUGGCCCUCGUUUUCUCCUUUCCUUCCUGAUGAACACUGGUGGCCAGUGCCUUGUGCCUCUGCAGAGGAUUUCUGAAGGUCCUGGUGGAGGGCUGGCCUGGCCACCAGGGUCACUGCCCAGCCAUGCCGUUGUGACAGGUGCCAUGCUCUCUAGCCCCGAGCCUGAGUCGAAAUGUUGCUUGUACAGAGUGUGGGACGGGGCUUGCUGGUGACGAGAGUUGAGAGCAACAAGGCCACCACCCACCCAGCCGGUCCUUGCCCACCCAGGACGGAAAGGCCCCCACCCGGCUUUUCCUCACUGCCUGGACAGUCUGUGCACUAACCACUGAGCAGCUCUUCCUGGAGCAUUAGUCCUCUCUCUGAUUUUAACUGUUUUCAUGUUUUAAUUUUGUAACUUCAUUUACAAGUUUGUGAAAUGAAGACAGAAAAGGAAGAGAUGCUCACGAUCCCAGGAUCUGUCCUGCGUGUCUGUGCAGGGGCAUCCCACGUCCCCUCCAUGUCCUGGCCCUCUCCAGUCCGAGGCAUGGCCAGUUGCUGGGGGCGUCCCCGCUCACCGUCAGCCCCAUCGGGAGUUUGUAAACUCCUUUUCAUAUCAGAGCCCCAUAACUUUCUAGAAUUCGCAUUCUGUUUCCCAGCCCCCAGCCCCAAAUAGUGAUGACAUCUUCUCCUUUAUCAGCUCCCCAGAUCGUCCCACUUCUUCCUUCCCUUGUGGGCAAGGAAGGACUGCAAGCCCUUCGGGUUUGCACCUUGCAUCUUGUGUAGACGGUUAUGUGGAUGGUCUUGGACUGUUGUGUAGACCGUUG
Messenger RNA from Equus quagga, 2461 nucleotides. RefSeq names its product growth arrest-specific protein 6-like. Gene Ontology annotation, cellular component: extracellular region. Bases 129 to 533 code for a protein of 134 amino acids. NCBI's taxonomy places the organism in Eukaryota, Metazoa, Chordata, Mammalia, Perissodactyla, Equidae. The transcript has 2 exons. The record is from RefSeq and is a predicted model, not a curated record. Gene Ontology annotation, molecular function: calcium ion binding.